Pristis pectinata (smalltooth sawfish) is the source of this 1505-nucleotide messenger RNA. RefSeq names its product dipeptidase 1 (gene dpep1). The record is from RefSeq and is a predicted model, not a curated record. The transcript has 12 exons. Gene Ontology annotation, biological process: proteolysis. Lineage: Eukaryota; Metazoa; Chordata; Chondrichthyes; Rhinopristiformes; Pristidae. The coding region runs from base 292 to 1434 and encodes 380 amino acids. Gene Ontology annotation, molecular function: metallodipeptidase activity.
AGACAUCGGAGAUAUAAGCAGCAAUAACUUGAGACCAAAGUUUGCAAAGAAGGGAACCCUGACCUAGUUCCUCUUAAUUGGACAACAGCCAAAACAUCCAGAUGUGAAGUUUGGUGAACUGCAGCCCAACACCUACAUUUUCUGCAGAUGGAUUUAGAACUCAUAACUAAAAAAACAAAGGCCCAGGAGGAUCCAGAAACAAAGAGACUACGGCAGUGCUGAUGCUGACCAAUGAUAAUAUGAGGCUACCAGUUACCGGUCCCUGGUUUUCAGCUGGGCUUCAAACAGACGAUGGAUCUCUUCUACAGUCUGAUACACAAUGACCUCCCCUGGCAACUUCUACUGCGCUUCAACAACCAACUGAGCAAAGUGGAUUUGAACAAACUGAAUGGAACCCACACUAAUAUCCCCAAGCUGAAAGCUGGUCUUGUAGGAGGCCAGUUUUGGGUUGCAUAUACACCAUGUAACACCCAGUACAAGGACGCUGUGAGACAAACCCUGGAGCAAAUUGAUGUCAUACACAGAAUGUGUCAGAAGUACCCUCAAACUUUCCAAUGUGUACGUUCAAGCAAUGAGAUAAAAGAAGCUUUCAAAAAUCAUAAACUGGCCAGUUUAAUUGGCGUGGAGGGCGGACAUUCCAUAGACAGUAACAUGGCUACACUACGCAUCUUCUACCAGCUGGGUGUACGCUACAUGACUCUCACGCAUAGCUGUAAUACACCAUGGGCUGAUAAUUGGCUUGUAGAUAUGGGAGAAAAUCCAGCUGAGAGUAAUGGACUGUCUGACUAUGGAAAGAGAAUUAUUAGAGAAAUGAACCGGCUGGGAAUGAUCAUUGAUUUAGCGCACACUUCUAUCAAGACAAUGAAUGAUGUCCUGCAAGUUUCAAAGGCUCCUGUCAUAUUUAGUCACUCAAGUGCCUAUGCCCUGUGUAACCAUAAACGCAAUGUACCAGAUGACAUUCUGAGAAAAGUGCGGGAGAAGAAUGGUCUUGUGAUGGUGAACUUCUUCAACAACUAUGUUACUUGCAAGUCUACGGCUAAACUUUCAGAUGUGGCAGAUCAUUUUGACCACGUUAAAGCUAUUGCUGGUUACCAGGCUGUGGGAUUUGGUGGAGAUUACGAUGGUGUUCCCAGUGUUCCUGCAGGUUUGGAUGAUGUGUCCUUCUAUCCUGAUUUAGUAGCUGAACUACUGCGGAGAAACUGGACUGAUAGAGAAGUAAAAGCGGCCCUUGGAGAGAACUUUCUGCGUGUUUUUCAGCAAAUAGAGCAGGUUAAAUCCUCUCCUGGAGAUGAUGAGCCCAUUCCAUAUGAUCAGGUUCAGAAUCAAUGCAGGACCGGCUAUGGUUAUGGGGAUCAAAAUAAUAAUGGAAAUUCACUGGUCUUGAUGCCUACAGUUGUCAUGGCAGUUUACCUAGCAUACCAUUUAUUAGUGUAAGAGCCAAGCAAGAUAAAAGGAAGCAGCAGUCCCUGAGCAUGAUAGUCAUUCAGAAAAUACAACUUGAAUAA